AUGAAUGAAGAGAGGAAAAACGCAGGAACCAUAACUCGAAUUAAACGAAUAAAACCACAACUUAUAAUUGCAACCCUGACUACAGCUGUGGUGGGCUACUAUGUGUGCUCGCACAUCUUUUUGAUCCUUCUAGGAUCGAUAGUUCCUAUGUUGAUAUUUGGUUACAUGAUAUGGCGAGUCGGCGGUCACCCGCCCAAAUCAAUUGGGAGCCUAAACGAAAAGCUUCAAACAAGAUUCCCACGAUUGAAGUUCACUGAGUCGCACAAUUGGGCAAAAGAAGUUUCAGAGCUGAAUCAGGAAGCAGAUCCAGACCGCGUUAACCAACUUUAUCCUGAAAACUUCAUAAUCAGUGACACUCUCCAUAACUUGAUACUGCUCAUAACGCGAGACUUUGUAGAGUCAUGGUAUAUGCGAAUCACUCCAGAUAGGAGAUUUUUGGUCGAGGUACAGGUGCAAAUAGGCAAUGUUGUUACUCAAUUGCAGCAAAGACUGAGCGAGAUAGAUCUGACAGAAACACUAGUCUAUCGUGUCCUGCCAUUGAUCACAGACCACUACACAAAUUUUGUCACUGCACAAGAGAUUGUGAAGAAUAAGAAGCUUGGCACAACUAGAUCCUUCACCAAUACAUGGGACCUUGACAAAAUCGUUGCAUCUUGCUACAAUAAGGGAAAAUUGCAUCCGGCGAUCAAGUUAAAAAGCGUUGAUCCCGAAGAAGACAUUCAAAGAUGGCUCUCGCAGCAGGUAUCCAAGAUUCUUCCUCUGAUAGUGGAUGGAAAAGAGAUAGAGUCUCCUCCUAUUUUUUUGCUUCUUCGAGAGAUUUUGGAAAAAUGCGUAUUUUUCCAGAUCGUGGAGAUGCUCUCCGACCCCGACUUCUACAACCAGCUCGUGGAAAAGAAUCUCGGAAAUGCUAUGAAGGACCGUUUGAACGUCAAACGAUUUCGAAGCGCGCUCAGUAAGCAUAGUGUUGAGAAUCUCAGAAAUUCUAGGUCAUUGAUUUCAAGAGGAAGGUUGAAUCCAACAAGCGAUGCAGCCAAAUUUCAACGUAUAUUGCGCGAAAUCAACAAGUCCCAGUCUGUGGCAGACCUCAAACAGUACAAGUACUACGUGACUCUACAAUUGAAUAAAGCAAGUCGGGGUGAAAACGCCAACAAUCAGCUGUACAAAGAAAGACUUGCUACCCUACGCAGCGCGACCGAUAAACGUCUCUUAUCCUUGCUGAAGUCAUCCUCCGCUUUGGCAGGACAAGAACCAAAUGUCAACGCCAACUUAGACAUCACUUUUGCCCAGAUACUAAAUAGUCCUGCAAAACUUUCAGUGUUCACAGAGUUCAUGGAACAGAGACGGCGCACCCCUUUGCUGAAGCUGUGGCUUGUGGCUGAGGGACUGAGAAAUCCACUGGAGGAUAAUUACGAUCUCUCAGAAGAAGACAGCAGUGAAGACGAAUCUAACUUAGAAUACUCUAUGACAAUGUCUCAGGGUGAUGACCUACGUCAAAUAUUCGAGGAGUUUUUUGAAAGUCCAAUUCUCAAGAUAGACUCAAAAUGCUAUUCCAACGUUUCAAAAUUUGUGGAAACAAAACCUGCGGAUCCUGCACUUUAUUACAAAGCUCGCAAGUCUUUAUUCAAGCUACAGAAUGAAGUUUAUCAAAGAAUGCAGAAAACCGAUUAUGUUGCUUUCAAACAAUCUGAUCUUUACUUGCGACUAGUUGCAGCGGAAGAACAGCCAAAAAGUGAAGGCAUAGAGAUAGAUGAGGAUGAGAUUAAUGGCGAUCCGUUGGCGGAUUAUGAAGAGACUGGAAAUGAGGAGCAAAAAGUGAGCGACGCUGUUCUUCGCGCUGUUGAGGACGUCCUGGCUGACCUGGCAGAUGAAAAGCGAGAAAGACCAAGCUUGUAUCAAUUCAACUCCGGUUUUUCAUCCUCAGAGGACCUGUCGGAGGCGCCAUCAGGUACCAGUACUCCUAGAGUGUCUCGGCUUCUAAGUAAGGAUGUCCAGCGCGACCUGUUUGGGGAAGAUGUGGAGAAAAAUGGAUUGUUCGACAACAACGGUGAAUUAUCAGACGAUAAGGACUCAGCCAAUUCAAUAAAGAUUUUCGAUGACGACGAGAGCGAAAGUUUCUUAGAUGAUGAGAUGACGAUGUCAUCAUCUCAAGAACUGCGAUUGGCUGCUCCUGGCAAUCUUAAUCUGGGAGACGAAAUUGAAAAGCUGGGAGCGGAGGUUGAUAAGCUGCAGCAGCAGUUACGCAUUAUAGAGCCGCUUCUGAACAAGGCAGAACUGACCAAUAACGUUUCCGAAUUAAAGAUCCUGAGAAAGACUCAGGCAGGACUCAAAAAAGAGUUGCAGUUGAAGGAAUUACAGAAGCAACAGUACAUCGUCCAGGAAAGCGACAAUACACUCUAUGGAAAAAGUCACGUGCGGAUACAGUCAUAUCUCAAUGGAUUCGAAGAUGGAAAAGAGUGCAUAAUGUACAUAAUUGAGGUGCAAAAGCUGACGGCUGAUAACACUGUGGUCGCAGGCUGGAUGGUUGCAAGACGGUUUAGCCAGUUUUUCAAACUGAAUAAUUAUCUCAAGAGCAAGUUCGCCGAAGUCGGAGACUUAGACUUUCCUAAACGUAAGGUGGUUCUCAAAUUCCAGCAGCGAUCAUUGAUCGUCGAGCGACAGCGAAAACUCGAGCGCUACCUACAAUCACUGAUUGAGAACCGUGACGUUUGUCAGGAUAAAGUCUUCCGCAGCUUCCUGUCUUCGGAACUUUUCGACAUUAAUCCCGACAACUCGCGUCAGAGACUUGGGAAGCUAGGCAAUCCAGGGAAAAGUGCAGUGAAUAUGGCCUCAAAAUUGUACAACAACAUUUCCAACCAAUGGCAACUGCAAUACAAGGCUCCUGCGAAUGAUGAUGACAAUAAGCCAUCUUUGGAAAUGCAAAAAGAGCUCUCUAGCUUGGACGAAAAUCUUGAAGGACAGGAAGCGAAGUUUUCCUCAUUUGUGAGGCCUAUCAGUGACUUCCUGAUCGCUGUUUUUUGGCUCAAGAACUCAAAGGCCUGGCUAAGGGGCCGGGCUAUUGUGCUGGUUUUGCAGCAACUUUUGGGCUCCACAAUUGAAAAAAUGGUGAGGGUCAGCAUUGAUGGGAGGUUUAAGGACUCAUCGACUGUGGCUGGCAUCCUGACUCUGUUGCAAGACUCCUUGUGGCCAAAUGGGUCGUUCCGAAAGUCAGGACCUCCUAGAACCUUAUUGGAGAAAUCUAAAACCAAACAGCAUGCUAGAAGGAUUUUGGAAUUCUUCAUCAUUGAUACGUGCUCCAAGAUUUUUGGUGUUUCCAACUCCAGAUUGGCUGCAGAGACAACGUUUCAAAUUCUGCAAAACCAGACUUUGAACAGACACCUGGUUUUAACGAUCCUACAAGAGGUUUUGGAGACAAUCUUUCCAGAGAUUGAAAGAUAA
Molecule: messenger RNA, 3435 nt
Organism: Ogataea parapolymorpha DL-1
Lineage: Eukaryota; Fungi; Ascomycota; Pichiomycetes; Pichiales; Pichiaceae
Product: Sorting nexin-12
Exons: 1
Coding region: 1-3435 (1144 amino acids)
Cellular component (GO): intracellular membrane-bounded organelle
Molecular function (GO): phosphatidylinositol binding
Source: RefSeq, a predicted model, not a curated record